AUGGGCAAUGCUACUGACAUAAUGUUCCACCUACAUGAGAUGUUUGGUACAAAAACAAGGUCUACUAAGGUGAAAGCACUUAAUGCUUUUAAGAACCUUAAGCAGAAACUUGGGAAGCCACUUAGAGAUUACAUGCUAAAAGUGAUCUCUUGUCUUAAUAAGUUCAAAUUAGAUUAUGAAUUGCACAUUAAGGAUUGCACCCUAAGUAGGUUAAUGAAUGAUCUCCAACAUGUAGAAGAGGUUUUUGCUUUGAAAAAGAAGCUUGAAGCGCAUGCAGUUUCCACUUCUAAGCCCAAACCCAAAGGUGAAAAGAAGAUAGCUAGAAAUAAAAAGACCUCUAAGGGCUCAAUGGCAGUAAAGAAAAAGCCCAUGAAGUAA
Theobroma cacao (cacao) is the source of this 378-nucleotide messenger RNA. Lineage: Eukaryota; Viridiplantae; Streptophyta; Magnoliopsida; Malvales; Malvaceae. The record is from RefSeq and is a predicted model, not a curated record.